This is a messenger RNA of Eucalyptus grandis, 1581 nucleotides long. RefSeq names its product aluminum-activated malate transporter 8. Gene Ontology annotation, cellular component: plant-type vacuole membrane. NCBI's taxonomy places the organism in Eukaryota, Viridiplantae, Streptophyta, Magnoliopsida, Myrtales, Myrtaceae. Gene Ontology annotation, biological process: malate transport. The transcript has 6 exons. Bases 1 to 1470 code for a protein of 489 amino acids. The record is from RefSeq and is a predicted model, not a curated record.
AUGGACAUUGAGGCCAUAGCUCAGGAGAGACGACCGAGGUCGCUAGCUCAAGGGUUGAGUUCGCUCCGGACAUGCCUUGUGAAGUGUAAGGACAAGGCGGUCGACCUCGGGAGGAGCAUCAAGAAGCUCGGACAAGACGACCCGAGAAGAGUGAUCCACUCGCUCAAAGUGGGGUUGGCUCUCACGCUUGUCUCCCUCAUAUACUACGUGAGGCCCUUCUACGACAGCUAUGGGAUUUCUGGAAUGUGGGCUGUGCUCACAGUCACUGUCGUCUUCGAAUUCACCGUCGGUGCUACCCUGAGCAAAGGUCUGAAUAGAGGCUUUGCAACAUUCUCAGCUGGUGCUCUAGGUGUUGGGGCACAACAUUUAGCAUGUCUUUUCGGAGAGGAAGGGGAGCCCAUUGUCCUUGGGGUCCUCGUUUUCCUACUAGCUGGAGCAGCUACAUUCACCAGAUUCUUUCCCCGGAUAAAGGCGAGGUACGACUAUGGCAUCCUGAUAUUCAUCCUCACAUUCAGCAUGGUGACCGUCUCGGGCUAUCGAGUGGAGAAGCUGCUCGAGCUAGCUCAUCAGAGGCUCUCGACCAUCAUAAUUGGAGGAGCAACCUGCAUAAUCGUGUCCAUUUUCCUUUGCCCGGUCUGGGCCGGCGAAGAUCUUCACAAGCUCACUAUCCUGCACCUGGAAAAGCUCGCCAUUUUCCUUGAAGGAUUUGGAAGUGAAUAUUUCCAAUCGGUGAAUGAAGAUAAACCUGUGAUCUCCACAGAGGAGAAGACAUUCCUUCUGGGGUAUAAGAGCAUUCUUACAUCCAAGAACAUGGAAGAAUCAUUGGCGAAUUUUGCAAGAUGGGAACCACGACAUGGGCGCUUCCAGUUCCACCACCCAUGGAAGCAGUAUUUGAAGAUUGGAGCACUCGUCCGUCAAUGUGCUUACCGAAUUGAAGCUCUCAAUGGCUACCUCAACUCUGACCUCCAAGCGCCUCCGACAUUUAAGAAGAGAAUUCAGGAACCAUGCUUGAAGAUAACUUCGGAAUCAAGCAAGGCGUUGACGAUGCUUGCCUCGGCCAUUAAACUCAUGACUGACCCUUCCCUGGCAAGUCUCCACCUGCACAACUCCGAAAUUGCCGUCGAUGACCUCAAGAUUCUGCUUAAAACCACGUCGUUGGAGGACACAGAACUGCUUUCGAUUGUCCCUGCCGCUACCGUUGCUUCCAUAUUGAUUCAAGUGGUGAAGUGUGUCGAGGAAAUCUACCAAGCCGUCAACGAGCUUUCCGACUUAGCGAAUUUCAAGAGCGCGGUGAAACCAAAGGUGUCGCCGGAGAAACCACAAGCGCAAUUGCUAAUACAUCUAGGGGUUGUGAAACCCGUCGUCAAUAUUGGUGGCAACAAGGGCGAUGUCGUAGUCACGGUGCUUGAUGAUAAAAUUCCAGAAAAUGAAAAUAAUUCUCGGGCUAAUUAUCCUGACCAACCCUUGUAAAAAUUGAUCGUCGCUAACGUGUGAACUGUGCCUCGAUUAUGGAAGUCAUGUAAAUGUCAUGUCGUCGAAGAAUGAACUCCAAAAUCUCAGCCUGAAGAGGCGAGAUGAUAA